AUGAUGAUGACUGGAAGCCAUUGUUAUUGCUUUCUUGGUAUUAUCACCUUUUAUUUCUGUUUCUUAAUCCAUACUCUUGCUUCUCCUAAGCUCCACUUUUGCCGCCCCCACCAAAGGGAUGCUCUUUUGGAAUUCAAAGACGAGUUUCCAACUGCUGAUUCAAGCUUAAGUUCGUGGAACAAAAGCAGUGAUUGCUGUCUUUGGAAGGGUGUCACAUGUGCUGAUAAAUCGGGUCAGGUGAUAUCACUCGACAUUCCUGACACUUCUCUCAACUCCUCUUUAAAAACUAGCAGUAGCCUGUUCAAACUCCAAUAUCUCCUUCACCUAAACCUUAUGGAUUGUAACCUACAAGGAGAGAUUCCUUCUUCACUAGGAAAGCUUUCUCGGCUCACACUUCUUGAUCUUGAUUAUAAUGACUUGGUAGGUGAGAUUCCUUCUUCAUUAGGAAACCUUUCUAGCCUCGCAUUUCUUGACCUCUCAUAUAAUAAAUUGGUAGGGGAGAUCCCAGAUUCAAUAGGCAAUUUAAUCCAGCUAACAUACCUUAGCCUUGGGUUUAAUGGCCUCACAGGAGAGAUUCCAUAUUCACUAGGGAAUCUCUCUCGUCUCUCAAAUCUCAAACUCGAGUCCAAUCAUUUUACUGGUGAAGUUCCAUCUUCCAUUGGAAACCUCAGUGAACUAAGACUCAUGUGGCUUGGUGGAAAUAUAUUAAGUGGAAACUUUCCUAUCUCAUUUGCUAAUUUAAAAAAGCUUUCUGAUCUUAGUCUCUAUUCUAAUAACUUCUCAUCCACGCUUCCAUCUAACAUGACUGGACUCCACAGCUUAAAGUAUUUUGAUGUCACCACGAACUCAUUUUCCGGGCCUUUCCCUAAGUCCUUGUUCUCAAUUCCUUCGUUGGAAACUGUUUUCCUGGCUGAAAACCAAUUCACAGGACCUGUAGAGUUUGCGGAUACAUCUUCAUCAUCUAAGCUUCAGUCAAUAUACCUAGGUGGUAAUAGAUUUGAAGGCCCAAUCCCAGAAUCCAUAUCCAAGUUUCUCAACCUCGAAGAGUUACAUCUUCAACACAACAACUUCGGUGGCCCGAUCCCUAGUUCUAUCUCAAAGAUAGCCAACCUCCAUUAUCUUGAUAUUUCCAACAACAUGUUGGAAGGUGAAGUACCAGGUUGGUUAUGGAGAUUGGCGACUGUGAUGCUUUCUCACAAUUAUUUCAGCAGCUUUGAAAACUCUUCACAAGAUACAGUGAUCCAGCAGUUGGAUCUAAAUUCAAACUCGUUCCGAGGACCAUUUCCCCAUUGGAUCUGUAAUCUUAGGUGGUUACGCCUUUUAGAUUUGUCCAACAAUCUCUUCGACGGCUCGAUUCCUCCAUGUUUAAAGAAUCUCACUGGCUCUAUUACUGAGCUAAUUCUGGAGAACAACAACUUCAGUGGAAAUCUUCCAGAUGUAUUUACCAAUGCUACUAACUUACGGUCCCUCGAAAUUAGUCGCAACCAGCUUGAGGGAAAGCUUCCAAAGUCCUUGAUCAACUGCAAAGCUCUAAAACUUGUGAAUGUGGAAAGCAACGGAAUUAGUGACGAGUUUCCAUCUUGGUUGGGAUCUUUGCCGUCCUUACAUGUUCUAAUCCUGAGAUCAAACCACUUUUAUGGGCCGUUGUAUCGCCGCCACUUGUCUGUUGGGUUUCAGAGUCUAAGAGUCAUCGAUAUUUCACAUAAUGACUUCAAUGGAACUAUCCCACCUAACUAUUUUUCUAACUGGCGCGAGAUGACCACAGUGACCGAAGAAAUGAAUGAGGACAUGGUUGAUUCGAAUUAUUCCACCACUUAUUUUCACUCCAUGGAAAUGGUGCUUAAAGGAGUAGAUACAAGUUUUGAGCGGAUUGAAAAAGACUUCAGAGCUAUUGACUUUUCUGGAAACAAGAUCUCUGGUAAAAUCCCUGAAUCCAUUGGUCUCUUGAAGGAAUUGCGUCUUCUCAACUUUUCAGGUAACAUGUUCACAAGCGAAAUCCCACGAGUCUUUACAAAUUUGACAAAUCUCGAGGCAUUGGACCUCUCGCAUAAUAAACUGUCUGGUCAGAUCCCUCAAGAUCUUGGCAACCUCACCUUUCUUUCAUACAUGAACUUCUCUCAUAACCUUCUCCAAGGUCCAGUGCCCCGAGGCACACAGUUUCAGAGACAGAAAUGUUCUUCAUUCCUCGACAACCCCAAACUCUUCGGUCUCGAAGAAAUCUGUGGAGAGCCCCAUAUUCUGUAUCCUCCAUCAAAACAAACCGAGGAACAGUCAGAGUCAGACGAACCAAUGUUCAGCUGGAUUGCUGCUUCAGUUGCCUAUGUACCUGGUGUCUUUUGUGGAUUGGUGAUCGGUUAUAUCUUCAUUUCACAUAAUCAUGGGUGGUUCACUGAAAAGUUUGGUUGA
Brassica oleracea var. oleracea is the source of this 2406-nucleotide messenger RNA. RefSeq names its product receptor-like protein 12. The record is from RefSeq and is a predicted model, not a curated record. The transcript has a single exon. NCBI's taxonomy places the organism in Eukaryota, Viridiplantae, Streptophyta, Magnoliopsida, Brassicales, Brassicaceae. Bases 1 to 2406 code for a protein of 801 amino acids. Gene Ontology annotation, molecular function: protein binding.